CUAGAGAAAGAUGAACGAUGACUGGAAUCUAGGCCUAGUCUAGAAUAUUUAAGAGUAUUGUCUUUGAAUAUUGACUGGGCAUAAAAAGUUGCUAAUAUUUUGUCUUUGUAUGAGUGAAUGCAAAUGUCAGUCAUGAACCCAAACUAGCGGUCAGCCAAGCUUGACCAUAGGAGUAGGAGCAAGAAGUAAUUAGUUAUGGCCUCAGGUGUUACUCCUAUAGGAUCCAAAGCAGAUCCAGUUGAUGACAUAAAUUAUGAUGAAAAACCUAAAAGACUGUUACUGCAAUACAAAUUCCCCCACAAAGAUGGUGACAAUAUUACUUUUACUUUGGAGCCAGAUCCAUCUAAAAAUGAGGGUGUAACAGCAGUUUUCAGAGUGCAUAGAUCAAAUCCCAUGCACACUGAUAUACUUGACAGAUCACAAAAUAUUCCACAGUCCAUAGUUGAUCAAUUCAAGAUAUCUGAUAAAAAACUCAAGAAAGGUGUUAUAAAGCUCUAUAAAAAUAACAAAGAUAUAAAUUUAGCACAGUAUUUUAUUCCAAAACACUCAAAAUCCAGUGAUGAAGAAACAGGAUGAUUUUUGUUUUAGCAUGCAAAAUUAGCAGUUAUUUAAGAAAAAGAAAUGUAACGGAAGGAUAUACUAGACUGUUAAAUACCAGAAAUACAGUGGGUCAACUUUGAAUGACAUUCAAAUUUAGAGCCCGUCUUAACAUUAUGGCUAAAAAUUCAUCACAUCAAACAAGUUCAAUUGGGAUUCAAGCUCUGAAUUAAGAAAUCUGUUAGCUUGGAUUAAGCAAAAAAAAUUCUGCAAACAGCAUUUAUCAAUUCUGCUAAUUCCUUAUGAAGUUACCCACAACUUGACCUAUUGUGUUUCUUAUCUUCCAUAUAUGAUGAUGUAAUGUAAAGUUUUUCCCCUAUAAACUCAAAUGCCUUAUAGCAAUGUGUCUUUCCUGUCAACGUUUCUCAUUUGGGCUUACCUUCAUGGAGUCUUUUACACAAAUGUUUCUGUCGUCUCAUUCAGGGCCAUUCUACUUGUUAAAAUCUUGGUUUAUUAAGCAAAUUCACUGCUUUGUUUCAUCCAUUUCCAUUCUGCUUGUAUAAAUCUUAACACUGGCAAUUUCUAUUUACCCUGAGGAAUAACUUUAGUUUUCUGUAUGAUGUUAGCAGAAAGACUAACACUUUUGAUGUUGUUUCUAGGUAACUAUGAACGCUGAAUGCAAGAGAUGAAUCUAUUCAUGUCUGCAUAAUUCUGGUUGUUUUUAUUUUCCAAACUUUAUUUGUCAAAAAUAAAAACAAAGUUGUAUUGUUAGAGGCUUGAUAAUGACAGAACAUUUCCUUAUUUAUGUAUUUAUCAAAUGGUUCAUAAGAUUACAUGCCCACUUAUAAAACAUAUUUUGUUGGAAUAUUAGUAAAAUUUAGUAAUAAUCUUGGGUUCUAGUCUUUAUGUAAAUCCUGUUGACUCAGGUGACAAAUGCAUUUACCUAUACGUCUAUUCUAGCUAGCUUCAUUUGAGCUACACAAUUCCUUCAUAGAUGUAGUUGGAAUCAGAGGUUCUCAAAAUCUAAAUUUUCUGAGUUAAAUACCCUUUUCCUUGCUUUAUAAACACUGUUUUAACGAAUGUAACUAUGUUAAGCGCGACUCUAUCACAAUGAAGAAUAAUAUGCAUGAGUAAGAUAAUUUUUACUGUUAUUAUUGCACACUGUAUCUUCUCAUUAAUUUAAUUUUCAAAAUUUAUUUUUACAUUGCUAAUAAUGUAAACUUUUUGUAAUUUUAGAAAUUAAUUUGGUUAUGCUAUGCAAAUAUGUUGUGAUAGUUUAUCAAUAUUUUGUAUUAGUUUUUAAAGUCGUUAUAAGUUUUCUUUAUAAACAUUAACAUGUAAAGCAUACUAUUUUUGUAUGCACAUAUCAAGAGUAUUAAACCACUAUUGUAAUCUCAGGUCUUUAUUUUCAUCACCUGUUCUGUUUUAUGUUCAUUCAUUUUCAGACAGUGACAAGAUAUGUAGCUAUAUACAACUUCAAUAUUAAUAUUAUGUAAAUUAAUGUUAAGUAAAGUUUAUUGAAUGCUGAAAUUUAUUAAUAUUAA
Molecule: messenger RNA, 2081 nt
Organism: Physella acuta
Lineage: Eukaryota; Metazoa; Mollusca; Gastropoda; Physidae
Source: RefSeq, a predicted model, not a curated record